Paramuricea clavata is the source of this 935-nucleotide messenger RNA. Lineage: Eukaryota; Metazoa; Cnidaria; Anthozoa; Malacalcyonacea; Plexauridae. The record is from the annotation of a GenBank genome assembly.
AUGGCGGCCUUCCUUCAAAAUGUUAUCUUAGGCAGAAAAAGAAAGGCCCAAAACGACUUACAAUGUUUCAGACAACAGUCAAAAGCCCGUAGACUUCUAACGAUGGAAGAUGAAAUGGAUUUGGUAAUAUACUAGGUGCAUUUAUUUGUGGUUGCACAAAAGAACGAAGACCUAAAGGACAGAGUGAGCAAAGGUCUUCUCACUGGUGGAGAAAUGGUUUUGAAAACUGGACGGAUAAGCAGUUCAAAAAAAGAUUUAGGGUUAAUCGAAACACGUUCAACUAUUUACUACAAGAAUUGCAAGAGUCUAUUAAAAGGGAGACGACCCGGUUUAAGGUGCCAGUUGCUCCAGAAAUUCAACUAGCACUCACACUUUAUCGAUUAGCUCAUGGUUGUUCAUUCUCAACAGUUGGCGAUUUGUUUGGGAUUGCUACCUCAACAGCGUGUAAAACCUUCAAUGAAGUUAUUCGAGUUAUAGUUCUGAUCUUUUUUGAUGAGUAUGUGACCCUACCAUCAACUGAGGAAGAAUGGAAAAAUGAGUUGAAGGCUUUUCUCAAGGAUUGGGGUUUUCCCUGCGUGGCUGCUUGGGACGGAUUUCAUGUGUAUAUAUGCAGUAAUCUUAAGAAUUUCUACAGUUUCAAGAAACGAUACUCAGUAACAAAUAUGGGAUUGAUUGCAGCUAACAAAAGGUUUCUUUGGGCAGGUGUGGGAGCCCCAGGUUCUAUGCACGACUCCACGCUUUUGAAAUCUUCUCCGAUUUUCAACGAAAUUGAAUCUGGGCAUGUACUACCUAAUUGUGAGAUGAAUUUACCAGGUUGCGGAAAUAUUCCACUUGGAACGGUAGGAGACAGUGCUUUUCCAGCACGCUCAUGGUUGAUGAAAGCUUUUGAUGAUACCACAAAAAACGAAAAGAACGAAAUUUUAACAAACAUUUAA